UACCAGUCCAGCAAACGACGGCGAAUUCUUCCUCUCACCUUCUCCCGCUCCGCCGUCGGUAGAAGCAGCUCUCCCACUCUCUUCUUGCCACUGCCACUUUUCCUAAGACGGCCGAAUCGCUUUUCAUCAGAGGGUCACAGUCUGAAGGAAAUUAUCUACUCACGGAGGGCCAAGAAACUCGGUACAUUUGUUCUGAUUUGGGGUUUAUUCCUGUUCUUGGUGCUAUUCAGGUUUCAAUUCCAAGUUCGCAUCUUUGACGGUUGGUUGCUUCUGAAAAUUGAUUUCGAGAACCGCUGGGUUCCGUUAUUGGAUGCUGGUAGUUCUCUCUAUUGCUACUCUACUUGGAAUGAGGAAGACGAUGAUCCAUAGAAACUGGUCCAGAUUUCAUCGGCCAAGAACAGCGUGUAUGACUGAUUUUACUUGUUCCACUGCUGCUUUAGCACCAUCGCCUUACUCAUCUUGCUCUGGAUGGAAUCCAACUACUCCUGGUACGUCAAAUUCUGCUACUUUCAUCAACGUCGAUGAUGCCUUGGCUUCUUUUGAAUUGAUGGUCAGCAUGAAUCCCAAGCCUUCCAUUUGGAGAUUUGGUCAGGUAUUGUCCUAUCUUCUGAAAAUGAACGUCCCCCAUACUGCCUUCUCUGUAUCUAGAUCAAUGGAAUUGGCUGGAAUUCCACACAAUGAGUACACACUCGACAUGUUGAUUAAUUGCUUGUGUAAAUUAGGCCGUGCGGAUGUUGGAUUUUCAGUUUUGGGUAAAGCUUUUAAAUUUGGAGUUCAACCUGAUGUUGUGACCUUUGGUACAUUGAUUAAUGGGCUCUCUAAAGAUGGGAAACUUGCUGAAGCUGUGAAGUUGGUUGAUAAAAUUAGGAUGUUGGGAUAUCAACCUGAGGUGUUUAUGUAUACCCCAAUCAUCAAUGGACUAUGCAAAGCAGGACAAGCAAAUGCGGGUUUUGAAUUGCUCGAGAAAAUGGAAGAUUUAGGUUGUCAACCUAACGUUGCUAAUUAUAGCACAAUCAUUGACAGCUUCUGUAAGGAUGGGUUGCUAUGCAAAGCCUUAGAUGUGUUUUCUCGAAUGAAGGGAAGAAAAGUUUCGCCAAAUGUGGUCACUUAUAGUUGUUUGAUUCAUGGUCUAUGUAUCUCAAGCCAAGAGAAUGAAGCUAUGAAGUUGUUGGAUGAAAUGAUUGAAAAGAACAUCAUGCCGGACGCAUAUACCUUCAACAUACUGGUCGAUGCUUUUUGUAAGAAACGAAAUGUGUUGGAGGCUAAAGUUGUAGUCAAAAGGAUGAUUCAAAGAUGCUUGCUUCCAAAUGUGGUGACUUAUAGUUGUUUGAUUCAUGGUCUAUGUAUCUCGAGCCAAGAGAAUGAAGCUAUGAUGUUGUUGGAUGAAAUGAUAGAAAAGAACGUCAUGCCUAACUUAUAUACCUUCAACAUACUGGUCGACGCUUUUUGUAAGAAAGGAAAUGUGUUGGAGGCUAAAGCGUUAGUCAAAAGGAUGAUUCAAAGAGGCUUGCUUCCAGAUGUGGUGACUUAUAAUUGUUUGAUUCACGGUCUAUGUAUCUCGAGCAAAGAGAAUGAAGCUAUCAAGCUGUUGGAUGAAAUGAUAGAAAAGAAGGUCAUGCCGGACGCAUAUCCCUUCACCAUACUGGUCGACGUUUUUUGUAAGAAACGAAAUGUGUUGGAGGCUAAAGUUGUAGUCAAAAGGAUGAUUCAAAGAGGCUUGCUUCCAAAUGUGGUGACUUAUAGUUGUUUGAUUCAUGGUCUAUGUAUCUCGAGCCAAGAGAAUGAAGCUAUGAUGUUGUUGGAUGAAAUGAUAGAAAAGAACGUCAUGCCUAACUUAUAUACCUUCAACAUACUGGUCGACGCUUUUUGUAAGAAAGGAAAUGUGUUGGAGGCUAAAGCGUUAGUCAAAAGGAUGAUUCAAAGAGGCUUGCUUCCAGAUGUGGUGACUUAUAAUUGUUUGAUUCACGGUCUAUGUAUCUCGAGCAAAGAGAAUGAAGCUAUCAAGCUGUUGGAUGAAAUGAUAGAAAAGAAGGUCAUGCCGGACGCAUAUCCCUUCACCAUACUGGUCGACGUUUUUUGUAAGAAAGGAAAUGUGUUGGAGGCUAAAGUUGUAGUCAAAAGGAUGAUUCAAAGAGGCCUGCUUCCAAAUAAUAUCACAUACAAUUCAUUGAUGAAUGGGUAUCGCAUGCGGAACGAAGUAGACAAGGCGCGGCGGGUAUUUGAUUGUAUGGUUCUCACGGGAUGCAAGCCUGACGUUUACAGCUAUAGCAUCAUGAUUGAUGGAUAUUGCAAAAGUAAAAGGAUGGAGGAAGCCGAGCAGUUAUUUAAUGAUAUGCUUGGGAAGGAUGUGUCUCCCGACACUAUUACAUAUAAUACUCUCAUGAAUGGAUAUUGCCAUGCAGGAAGGCUUGAAGAUGCACAAGAGCUUCUCAAGAAAAUGUGCAGUCGAGGUUUCUCCCCGGACGUUGUGAUAUAUAAGACUUUGCUUAUUAAUUUGUGCAACCGAGGCUUUCUAGACGAAGCAUUGACUCUAUUUCAAGCAAUCAAAAGUAAUCGGUUGAAGCCCGAUCUUCAUAUGUAUAACGUUCUUAUUACUGGUUUGUUUGAAGCAGGGAGGGUUAAUGAAGCAAGGGAAAUGUUUUCUACCCUCGGUGAAGGUGACUACUUAAAGCCGAAUACCCGCACAUAUAACAUAGUAAUCAAUGGACUUUGUAGGCAUGGUUUGGUAGAUGACGCAUACAAUUUGUUUAGAACAAUGGAGGGGGUUGCUUGUCCACCAAACUGCAAGUCUUAUAACAUGAUUAUCCAUGGAUUCCUUCAGCAUAAAGGUCCACUUGAAGCUGGGGAUCUUAUCCAAGAAAUGUUGUCCAAGGGUUUCAAAGCUGAUACAACCACAAUGUCCUUGUUGAUGGAUUUAACGUCGAAAAAUAAACUGAAUCAUCCAGUUGUCAGAAAGCUGCUUGGUGAUUCUGGAAUGGCUUGUGAGGAGGUUAGGCCGAAGGGUUUAUCAGCAGAGAGAAACAUCACCCCAGAAGCUUGUUAGAAUUGUUGCUCGAAACACCAAGUUUGGAUCUUCCUGGUAGUACAUUGUGCAUGGUUAAUUAUGUCUUUCAGCUGACAACAUCUGCGGAAGGUAUAAGCUUCCACUCCUUUGUUGUCACUGCCUCUCUUUUUGUUAGUGUGUGUUUGUAUUGUUCUACCAAUCCUUCUGGUUGCUUUGCGUGCUUAGUGGUAGGAAAGUCUUUGGUUCUAAAGAUUUUUUUCCCAAUUGUGGACUUCCUGCACUUGGUCUACUAACAAUUCAAAGUGUUUUUUGCAGCAAGGCAGGCAGAAGGGGGAAAAAAGGGAAGAACAAUGAUCUUAGUUUAGUCAAAUAUUUGGCUUCUUCUCCAUGAUGUCAUUUGUUUGCAGUUGGCUUUUUGGGAUUGUACAAAUGUUUGUUGCCAAAGGGACAAGAAGAAAAGUGUGUUCUUUAUUGGAUUAGAUUAAGAUAAGUAGGAAAUUGUACCCAGAGUUCCAAUUUUAGGUUGGACUUGUUUGGAGUUGCAGUUAUUGUAAUUUAUCUGGCUGCAGUAUUACUUUGGAGAGCUUGAGAGCUUUAAGAUUGGUCUAUGAUAUCCUAUUUCCACUUCGCUGCACUAUUGGAGAAAAAUCUUGCAGCAAAUAUCUGGUUUGUCCAAUUUCAUAAUUUUUGUGUAUUGUUUGGUUCAGGAUGUUAUAGAUAAAAAAAAUUGAUGAGAAUGUUUCAUAAUUUUUGUGUAUUGUUUGGUUCAGGAUGUUAUAGAUAAAAAAAAAUUGAUGAGAAUGUUUAUUAUGUACAAAGUUCAGACUUUACAAAUAUAUUAACCCAAUUAAAACACACAAAUUGUUUAAAUACAUUACAUUAGCUUUG
Messenger RNA from Linum trigynum, 3892 nucleotides. The record is from the annotation of a GenBank genome assembly. NCBI's taxonomy places the organism in Eukaryota, Viridiplantae, Streptophyta, Magnoliopsida, Malpighiales, Linaceae.